Blumeria graminis f. sp. triticale is the source of this 687-nucleotide messenger RNA. NCBI's taxonomy places the organism in Eukaryota, Fungi, Ascomycota, Leotiomycetes, Helotiales, Erysiphaceae. The record is from the annotation of a GenBank genome assembly.
AUGAGUGCCCCUGUUGAACAAAGGGUUCACGUACCAAUUGAUGACCCGAAUGCUGAUACUGAGUGGAACGAUAUUCUUCGUAAACAUGGAGUCAUACCCGAGAAACCACCGUCACCCACGCCUUUUAUAGAGGAGGCUAUCUUAGAGAGUCAACGCCUUGCGCAAGAAAAGAGCCUACAGUGCAAAGAUUUAGACGAGCUAGAUGAACUGGAGGACCUGAUGGACGAAAGUAUACUGCAAGAAUAUCGAAAAAAGCGUAUCGAGCAGCUAGCAUUGCUUCGUAAAAAAUCAAUUCACGGCACUGUAUAUCCUAUUAACAAGCAAGAAUAUACACGCGAAGUAACUGAUGCCAGUCUCAAAACACCGGUACUGGUACUUCUGACAUCCGCGAACACCGAAAGUCGAGCCGUCAUGGAAAUUUGGCCUCAAAUAGCGAGUGAAUACGGAGAGGUCAAAUUUUGCCAAAUAAGAGCGGAUAUGGCGAUAGAGGGCUACCCUGAUCGCAACUGCCCUACAAUCAUUAUCUACAAAGACGGGAACAUAGUUCGACAGGUUGUGGCAUUGACUCACCUUGGAGGAGUCAAGGUGGAAAAGCGAGAGAUUGAAAAUUUGUUAAGGGAAGAAGGUAUAGUCAAAGAUGAUGAUUUAAGGACAUCGAAAAAUCAGGAAAGGAGUGAGGAAGACUGA